GAAGUGACGUCACUCGGGCGCGCCGGCGGCGGGGAAGGACCCGGUCGCCGUCUCGUCCCCGCAGGUCCUUGAGCCGGAGCCGAGCGCUUAGCCAUGGCCUUGAGGCUUCUGAGACUGGCCCCGGCGUCCGCGGCCGCGCGUGGUCUGGCGGCCGGCGCCCAGCGCGUGGGCGGAGUGCACACCCAUGCCCCGUGCAGGCUGAAAUAUGGACCUCUGGCCUUCAUACUUGGAGAAAAAACCUCCAAAAAGUGGACAGAAUCCAGCAAAGUGAUAACGGUAGAUGGCAAUAUAUGUUCCGGAAAAGGCAAGCUCGCAGAGCAGAUCGCAGAGAAGCUGGGCUUAAAGCACUUCCCGGAGGCGGGGAUCCAUUACGCCGACAGCACCACAGGAGACGGAAGACCCCUUGAUCUCCAGUUUAGUGGCGGCUGUAGCUUGGAGAAAUUUUAUGAUGACCCGAAGAGCAACGACGGCAACAGCUACCGCCUGCAGUCCUGGCUGUACGCCAGCCGCCUGCUGCAGUACGCGGACGCCCUGGAGCACCUGCUGAGCACAGGACAAGGCGUGGUGUUGGAGCGCUCCAUCUACAGUGACUUCGUCUUCGUGGAGGCCAUGCACAGCCAGGGCUACAUCCGCAAGCAGUGUGUGGAGCACUACAACCAGGUGAAGAAGGUCACCAUCUGUGAGUACCUGCCCCCCCACGUGGCCAUCUACAUCGACGUGCCUGUGCCAGAGAUCCAGAGUCGCAUUCAGAAGAAAGGAAACCCUCAUGAAAUGAAGAUCACGGCUGCAUAUCUCCAGGACAUCGAGAACGCCUACAAGAAAACCUUCCUCCCCGAGAUGAGUGAGAAAUGUGAGGUUUUGCAGUACGAUGCGAGGGAAGCCCAGGACGCAGACAAGGUGGUGGAGGACAUCGAAUACCUCAAGUGUGACAAGGGGCCGUGGCUCUCCCAGGACGACCGCACCCUGCACAACCUGCGAAUGCUGGUUCAGAACAAGCUGGACGUGCUGAAUUACACCAGCAUCCCCUUGUACCUCCCGGAGGUCACCAUCGGGGCUCACCAGAGCAACCGCCUCUUCCAGGCAUUCAGAGAGCUGCCGGGCCGCAAGUACAGCCCCGGGUACAACGCCGACGUGGGUGACAAGUGGAUCUGGCUCAAGUGAGCGCCGCCCUCCGCUCAAGCUGCCACCGUGAGGGAGAAGCUUCCGGUCUGCCUGCCUCUCUCCGACUCCGCAGAGCUUUAAAACUCAUGGGAGGAAAAUAAGCGAUCUGAACAUUGUACUGCAGAAGCGGUGUUCUGGCAGACAGCUGUCGCCCUGUGGUUUAGGUCCUGGUGCCGAAGGCACAGCGUGCGAGCUCUUGGAACCCUCGUGGCUGUGUUUGUGCCGGAACAAAACCCUGCCCCACAGGUUUUGUCUGUCUCCCUGCCCUACAGGUUUUGUACACUGUUCAGACUGCAGGAAUAAAACCCUUCUGUGUCGCUUC
This is a messenger RNA of Oryctolagus cuniculus (rabbit), 1483 nucleotides long. RefSeq names its product NADH:ubiquinone oxidoreductase subunit A10 (gene NDUFA10). Gene Ontology annotation, cellular component: cytoplasm; respiratory chain complex I. Gene Ontology annotation, biological process: mitochondrial electron transport, NADH to ubiquinone. The record is from RefSeq and is a predicted model, not a curated record. NCBI's taxonomy places the organism in Eukaryota, Metazoa, Chordata, Mammalia, Lagomorpha, Leporidae.